Messenger RNA from Styela clava, 1319 nucleotides. RefSeq names its product ryncolin-2-like. NCBI's taxonomy places the organism in Eukaryota, Metazoa, Chordata, Ascidiacea, Stolidobranchia, Styelidae. Gene Ontology annotation, cellular component: extracellular region. The record is from RefSeq and is a predicted model, not a curated record.
UCCUAUAGUUUCAACGUAUCGAAAGUGUAAAUAUAAUUGCAAAAUAUUAUAAAACACUAUUGUCACGUUGUGGUAUUGAACAGUAACGGUUGUUCGUAUUCGGAGAUCGGAAGAUUGAUUUAAUUUUGUUUUGUUUGUACUAAUAUUAUUUUCAAUAUUAAUGGUCUUAUAUUCCUUAUCAUAUAGCUGUACAUCUGUGUGGUCAGUUGAAAAUGAAUAUUACGCCGCUAAUUAUAGUGUUGCUUGAUGUUGCCUAUUCGGAUGCACUUAGUUGUGUUGGAUGUUCGAGAACAGCAUGUCCCAUCGUUUCUUGUCCUGGAUCUAAAGUACUUGAUCUAUGCGGAUGUUGUGAUGUUUGUGCGAAACAAGAACACGAAUCAUGUGGAGGUCCUUGGGACAGUGAAGGAUUUUGUGACACUGGCCUUGCUUGUUUAACAACAGAUCCCGAAUCAUAUGCAAAUAACGAGAAGAAUCUUCUACCAUACCCUGCAUUGCCAUUUGAUCAAUCGGCUGGAACGUGCACAGUUUCAUACAAAAACUGCAAUGAAGUUUGUGAUCAUACAAAUAUAUUCAAUAAUCGACCCAUCGGUUUCACGUAUUAUGGACGAAACGCGAUAUUUAUUGAUGAAACAAAUGGGCGAGGAAUUCAAGCUUAUUGUGAUUGCAGCUCUGAAGAACAUAGAGCAUGGACUGUGAUUCAACGACGAACUAGCAACAAAGUUAAUUUUGAUAGGACAUGGGAAGAAUACGAAAGUGGCUUUGGAUUACCACUGGAAGAUUAUUGGAUUGGUUUACAAAUGCUCCAUACUAUGACAGAGGAAAGGCCAUGUGAAAUGGAAAUAAAUGUUCAAUUUAAAAAUUCUUACAAAACUACAGCAAAAUUUGGUUCUGUAACUAUUGGGAGUCAGAAAACUUCAUAUCAGAUGACUUUUGAUGCGGAAAAAAAUAAAAUGAAAAACGAAUUUACGAGCAUCCACGACGGAAUGAAAUUUACAGCUAAAGACAAAGAUAAUGAUAAUUGGUCUGGUGGAAAUUGCGCAAAAUGGCUCAGGGGAGGUUGGUGGUUCAACAGCUGUACGCCUUACAACUUAAAUGGUUUGUACCGCGAUCAUUCUUCUACUGCUGACAGAAUAACAUGGGGAGGACGAUUGUCUCCAGAUGUGGAAAUGGUGGAAAUCAAAAUCCGACCUAAGAUGAAUUAGAUUAUGUAGUUAUUGAGUAUUUAUAUAUUUAUUGCACAAUUUAUUUAUAUAGAGUACUACGUACGUACGGCAGAUUUGACAAAGGAAAUAAAAUUGUAUCUGGGUGUUUGUUAACGA